GGCAGCGACCGCCCAGUUCACGUCACUGGCGGAAUCCCUAUUUAGUCACCCGCCGCCCUCACCUCCUCGCGGUACUGCAGCGGCAAUUGGGGGCUGAGCGUAGGGCGACCAGAGCAACAAAAUGUCUCUCAGUGAAAAGCUAAUUGAAAAUGUUCACAAAGAAGAGCAUCCCCAUGCCCACAACAAGAUCACUGUGGUUGGAGUUGGUGCAGUUGGCAUGGCUUGUGCCAUAAGCAUUUUGAUGAAGGAUUUAGCUGAUGAACUUGCCCUUGUUGAUGUCAUUGAGGACAAGCUGAAGGGAGAGAUGCUGGACCUUCAACAUGGCAGCCUCUUCCUCAGGACACCAAAGAUUGUCUCUGGCAAAGACUAUGCUGUAACUGCACACUCUAAACUGGUCAUCAUCACUGCUGGAGCUCGCCAGCAGGAAGGAGAAUCUCGCCUGAACCUGGUCCAGCGCAAUGUGAACAUCUUUAAAUUCAUCAUUCCUAAUGUUGUCAAGUAUAGCCCUGACUGCAAGCUGCUUGUUGUUUCCAAUCCAGUGGACAUUCUUACCUAUGUGGCCUGGAAAAUCAGUGGCUUUCCUAAGCACCGUGUGAUUGGAAGUGGUUGCAAUCUGGACUCUGCCCGUUUCCGCCACCUCAUGGGUGAGAGGCUGAAUAUCCACCCUCUCAGCUGCCAUGGCUGGAUUGUGGGAGAGCACGGAGACUCUAGUGUGCCUGUCUGGAGUGGUGUGAAUGUUGCUGGUGUCUCCCUGAAAACUUUACAUCCUGACAUGGGAACUGAUGGAGACAAAGAAAACUGGAAAGAGGUGCACAAGCAAGUUGUAGACAGUGCCUAUGAGGUUAUCAAGCUGAAAGGAUACACAUCUUGGGCAAUUGGCCUUUCUGUGGCAGAUCUAGCUGAAACCCUCAUGAAGAAUUUAAGAAGAGUACACCCAGUCUCUACAAUGGUGAAGGGCAUGCAUGGAGUUAAAGAUGACGUCUUCCUAAGUGUUCCUUGCGUCCUGGGUUACUCAGGCAUUACAGAUGUGGUGAAAAUGACUUUGAAGAGUGAGGAGGAAGAUAAGCUGAGGAAGAGUGCAGAUACACUCUGGGGAAUUCAGAAGGAGCUUCAAUUUUAAACCUGUUAUCCUAUCCCUUCACUGCUUAUUAGUGUCAGUGGGUCUUAAGAGGAUUGUCUUGUUGCACUUUCAGCCAGGUCAGUUCCUUUAUGAUGUAUCAGCUAGAAACCCAUACAGAGCUAAAAUUGUGUAGUAGGAAAACUUGCAGCUCUUUCUGCGCAGUUUUGAUUUGUGGCCAGAGCUGGAUCACACCCUAGUAUUUGUACUGUGAAGUGGUGUAAAAUAGAUCCAGAACACCCUGAAACAGCACCACUAAAUGACACCCAUCUGCCUUUCCUCAGCUCAAUUGAAUUUCACUGCUGAAUAAUUAGUAACUGGUCUUCAGAAACAAAGAAUUUUAUUCUCUGCUGACCAGUGAUUGAAGUCAUCACUAUUGAGCAGCCCUAAAUGUACUUUCCCUGGAUGCUGUUGCUUUCAGUCUUUAUGUGUACAUGCAGAGACCCUUAUUUUUGUGUACUCCAACUACUCCAGUCUUCAGCACAAAGUAAAGCCUCUGUAUGCAACAAUUAACUGCUGCAAUUGUCCAACUGUAGUACCAGCCCCCCAAUAAAAUAAACAAUAUACUGCUA
This is a messenger RNA of Eublepharis macularius, 1689 nucleotides long. Its product is annotated as L-lactate dehydrogenase A chain. Gene Ontology annotation, biological process: carboxylic acid metabolic process. The coding region runs from base 122 to 1120 and encodes 332 amino acids. Gene Ontology annotation, cellular component: cytoplasm. The record is from RefSeq and is a predicted model, not a curated record. The transcript is spliced from 8 exons. Gene Ontology annotation, molecular function: L-lactate dehydrogenase (NAD+) activity. NCBI's taxonomy places the organism in Eukaryota, Metazoa, Chordata, Lepidosauria, Squamata, Eublepharidae.